UGGCGAUCGAACGUAUGUGUCGAUCGUAAUAUUUAUCGGAUUUGGGGGCAUAUUAUGGAAAUAAGGACAAUGGGGGAACGCGUUUUUGCCGCCGAAUGCAUACAGAAGAAGCGUAUACGCAGGGGAAAAGUCGAGUUCUUUGUCAAGUGGAAGGGCUGGUCACCAAAAUACAACACGUGGGAGCCGGAGGAAAACAUCCUGGACGCUCGUCUCAUCCAGGCCUUCAACUCUCAGUAUGAGAAAGAAAACCAUGUUCGACGGAGGGGACCAAAGCCAAAGAAAAUGCGACUACAGGAGUCGGACGACUCUGAUCAGAGACGACAGGACAGUUCGGAGUUUUCCGCUGCCGACAGCGACAAGGACCCGCCUAGUGAUGACGAUACAGACGACGACUCCAGCUCAGAAGAAAUAUCUUUUAAAAUAUCGGACCGGAAGAGUCCUAUUUCUUCUCAUCAUGGAGAAGGCGCUUCAAACUCCGUGAUGGAUGAUGACGAUCUCGCGGUAUCCAAGGAAGCUACAGAAUCGCCCCAAAACAACGAUUCAUUCAAUUCGAUGUCGUCUGGUCACGGAUUCUCUCCCCCCGACGGCUCUCAUUCACCGCCACCACCCCAGCUUAUUCCCAUCAAACGCCCACGGGGUCGUCCUCGAGGGCGGCCACCUCUUUCUGGAAGGGGCGGUCCACCGACACUGAGGCUCAAUGUUGGCGUUAUUCGUGGGCGUGGGCGUGGACGAGGACGUGGUUCUCCUGGCAGGGGGCGUGGACGUGGUCGCCCUCCUCUUGGGGGAAGAGGGCGUGGUUUAUCUGGGAGGGGAAGAAUGUCCCGUGGGAGGGGAUUAGGUAGGGGAUUACGAGGUGUUGGGCGAAACACAGUUAUUAGAAAACCGAACUCGAGCUUAUUAUCACUAACCAAUAAACCCAAAGUCAAGAAAAUCCACGAAGGACAAAUGAAAAUCAAAGAUAUGGAAUAUCCCAAAUCUAAAAAGAUUGAGACGGGAAUGUAUCUGAAAGACAGAAAAGAUAACCUACAAGGUGUUAGUAUUCUUGAGAAAGAAUCUCGGCAUGACUCGGGCAAAUCGAUCCAUUUUUCACAGCCCGUGGAGCAGAGAGACUACUGGCGCCCUCCCUCGGACGUCAAAAGUAUGUUGGACCACGUGAUGGUGACUGACGUCACGACAACAGGAGGGACAAUAACUGUGCGUGAAUCUUCAUCCAAUUCUGGAUUCUUUCAGGAGCGUGAAAGCGAGCCUCCUGUCGAACAAACAUAGACUAUUCAGUUAUUCAACACUGUUGUUCCAGUGUUGUAUGAACGGUUUUCUUAAGUUAAUAAAUGUCACGCAUGUGAGAGGAGAGAGUUCAGGUUGACUUGCGAGAUUUGGCAAAGGGGAAUUUCCUUAUCUAACCUGUACUCCGUGAUUUCCUGUAGAUAAUCGUUUAUUACAAGUUACCUUUCUGUAUAACCUCACUCUUCAAAAGAACCUAUCCUUGCUUGUCAACAAGUACAACUCGUAAAGAAGGAUCUAGACCAACAUCACUUCAUCAACCGACAGUUUCAGUUGGUCACACGGCACCAGCUUUCAGUAUGCAGGAGUAAUGAAAAAUGACCGGUAGCUGUUAUCGUUCUAGCUAGUGACCUUGGGUCUAUAGCCGGACACUCUAACACUUGAUUGAAGGAAGAUUCCCUCUAACUAAGGCUAGUAGUUCAACCUGAACCCUCUUCUACACAUUAUCGUCAUCUUGCUCUCGGAAGCACUUGUUGUUCACACAAAGGCCUGACACACUGACAAAGACCAAGGCGGACACCAGAUAACUUGUAUAGCGAAUUCUACUGUCAUAUAUCUUAUUGUUUUUAAUUCUGUUCCUUUGAGUUUUUGUCAAUGUGUCUGGUCCGUGAUUUUAUGUUUCAUUUUACAUAUUCAUCUUGUUGACUUCUCGUGACUCUUAAUCAUUUGAAUAUUGUGGUAGACUAGGGAAGUAUCAUAUGGUAACACUCUGUACUGUUGGCGUAGAUAGGUUGAGAGCCAGACACGUGUGCUGACAGUGUGUAAUGGAUCGAAGGUCAUCAUGCUGGAUAUGAAAUUGUUGUACUAUAUAAAACUAAAGAAAAGCGAUAAAUUCAA
Ylistrum balloti is the source of this 2118-nucleotide messenger RNA. Its product is annotated as chromobox protein homolog 8-like. The coding region runs from base 55 to 1266 and encodes 403 amino acids. NCBI's taxonomy places the organism in Eukaryota, Metazoa, Mollusca, Bivalvia, Pectinida, Pectinidae. The record is from RefSeq and is a predicted model, not a curated record. The transcript has 5 exons.